Messenger RNA from Cajanus cajan (pigeon pea), 2150 nucleotides. Its product is annotated as PPR superfamily protein. Gene Ontology annotation, molecular function: protein binding; RNA binding. NCBI's taxonomy places the organism in Eukaryota, Viridiplantae, Streptophyta, Magnoliopsida, Fabales, Fabaceae. The record is from RefSeq and is a predicted model, not a curated record. Gene Ontology annotation, biological process: RNA modification.
AUGUCAAGGAUCAAUAUGAGGCCUCAAACGGAUCAAGCUAUUCACUGCAACAUCAAAAUUGGUGGGCAUACACUGUUUCUGAGUCCAAAUUUGAGGAAUCCUCUGCCCUGCAUGGCCUUAUACACCCGACGCCUUUUGACUACUCUGGCCCCCACACGUUCUUCCCCUUCCAACCAGAUCAAAACCUUGCUCUCAAACGGUCUUUAUCAUCAGACUCUUCAGCUUUUCACUGAACUCCAUCUCUCUGGCCAAUAUUCCAUUUCCUUUGUCCUUCCAUCAGUCAUCAAGGCAAGCUCCUCGGCCCAAUGUCAUGCUUUUGGCACACAGCUUCAUUGCAUAGCUCUUAAGACAGGCUCCCACUCUGAAUCAGUUGUGUCCAAUUCUAUCAUCACCAUGUAUGCUAAGUUUUCGGAUGUCGAAUCAGCACGGAAAGUGUUUGACACAACGCUUCACAGAGACCCCAUCACCUGGAACUCCAUGAUCAACGGUUAUCUGCAAAAUGGGUAUUUGGAAGAAGCAUUGGAAACGUUGAAAGAUGUGUACUUACUUGGUCUUGUUCCCAAGCCUGAGUUGCUAGCUAGCGUGGUAUCCAAGUGUGGGAGGAAAAUGGGAUCAAGGAUAGGAAGACAGAUUCAUGCUCUUGUUGUUGUUGAUCAUAGGAUAGGACAGUCAGUGUUUCUGUCAACAGCUCUUGUGGAUUUUUAUUUUAGGUGUGAUGAUUCUUUGAUGGCUUUGCGUGUGUUUGAUGAGUUGGAGGUGAAAAAUGAGGUUUCAUGGACUGCCAUGAUAUCUGGAUGCAUUGCUAAUCAAGAUUAUGACGAGGCUUUUGCAUGCUUUCGAGCAAUGCAGGCUGAAGGAGUUUGCCCAAAUAGAGUGACAUCAAUUGCUCUGUUACCUGCUUGUACAGAGCCAGGUUCUGUUAAGUAUGGGAAGGAGAUUCACAGUUAUGCAUUCCGUCAUGGAUUUGAGUCAUGUCCUAGUUUUUCAUCAGCUCUUAUAAAUAUGUAUGGUCAACAUGGAGAAUCAAUGCAGCUUGCCGAAUUAAUAUUUGAAGGGUCUAGGUUUAGAGAUGUUGUGUUAUGGAGUUCGAUUAUUGGGAGCUAUUCUCGAAGAGGGGAUAGCAAUAAAACAUUUAAGCUUUUUAAUAAAAUGAGAACUGCGGAAACUGAACCAAACUACGUAACUUUGUUGGCAGUGAUUUCUGCCUGCACAAAUUUAUCUUCACUGAAGCAGGGUUGUGGACUCCAUGGUUAUAUCUUUAAAUCCGGAUUUAGUUUUAGCAUCUCUGUGGGCAAUGCACUUAUAAACAUGUAUGCCAAAUGUGGUUGUUUGGAUGGUUCUAGUAAGAUAUUCCUAGAAAUGACAAACAAAGAUUCUGUUACGUGGAGUAGUUUGAUCAAUGCCUAUGGCCUCCAUGGAUGUGGUGAACAAGCUUUACAACUUUUCUAUGAAAUGAAUGAGAGAAGGGUGAAAUCUGAUGCAAUCACCUUCCUUGCAGUUUUAUCUGCUUGUAAUCAUGCUGGCCUGGUAUCUGAGGGGCAAAGGAUAUUUAAACAAGUAAAUGUAGAUUAUAAAAUUCCAUUAACUAUAGAGCAUUAUGCAUGCCUAGUCGAUCUUCUUGGAAGGUCAGGCAAGCUUGAAGAUGCUUUGGAAAUACUUAGAACAAUGCCUAUGAAACCAAGUGCUAGAAUAUGGAGCUCUCUCGUAUCGGCUUGUAAGCUUCACGGAAGACUGGACAUAGCAGAAAUGCUAGCCCCACAGCUUAUAAGAUCAGAACCAAAUAACGCUGGCAACUACACGUUGCUGAAUAUGAUCUAUGGCGAACAUGGUCAUUGGCUUGAUACUGAACAAGUGAGGGAAGAAAUGACACGAAAAAGGUUAAAGAAAUGUUAUGGGUUCAGCCGCAUUGAGGCGGGAGAUGAGAAUUUCUAGUGAAGCAUAAUGUAGCCAUCUUUAUACAAGAGUGGAAAAAAUAUUCACAUGUUUACCAAUAACAAUAUAUUAUGCACUGGAUUCUCUACAAAAAUUUACUCACAGCACUCCGAGAUAUUUACCUACCAGGUACAGAAAGAGUUGACUCCUGCUCAAACAAAUAGUACAACAACAACAACAACAACCAAGCCUUUAUCCCACUAGGUGGGGUCGGCUAU